AUGACCGAAAUGAGCGAGAAGGAGAACGAACCCGAGGACGCUGCCACUCUCCCCUCCCCUGGGACUGUUUCCACCCUCCAGGAAACCAAGCUUCAACGUUUCAAGCGUUCCCUAUCCCUCAAGACCAUCCUUCGAAGCAAGAGUGUGGAAAAUUUUUUUCUUCGCUCAGGCACUGAGCUCAAGUGCCCAACGGAAGUGCUGCUGACCCCCCCAACCCCAUUGCCACCUCCCUCACCCCCACCUGUAUCCACUGAUCCAGGCCUUCCCAACUCUGCCCGAUCCCCUUGUCCAGUCCAGCGUCCUUUGGCACCUCUCAAGCCCCUGAGGACCCACAGCUUCCAAGAGCAUGUCUUCAAACGUGCCAGCCCCUGUGAACUCUGCCACCAGGUUAUUGUGGGCAACUCCAAGCAGGGCUUACGAUGUAAGACGUGCAAAGCCAGCGUCCACCUCUGGUGCUCUGAGGAAAUCUCCCACCAGCAGUGCCCAGGGAAAACGUCCACCUCUUUCCGUAGGAACUUCAGCUCCCCUCUCCUGGUGCAUGAGCCACCCCCAGCCUGUACUCGAGAGUCUCCCCCAGCUGGUGCCAGUGGGAAAGUGGAUCCUAUUUAUGAGACCCUCCGCUAUGGUACCUCCUUGGCAUUAAUGAACCGCUCGAGUUUCAGCAGCACUUCAGAGUCUCCCACCCGAAGCCUGAGUGAGCGGGAUGAAUUGGCAGAGGAUGGGGAGGGUAGCAUCCGUAGCUCAGAGGAGGGUGCCAGUGAUAGUGUCUUUACAUCACCAACUGAGAAUGAAGUGACAGGACCUGAGGAGAAAAGUCCUGGACAGCAGCAGGCUUCCAAGGGCACCAUUCGGAAGGACGUGGGCCCCAUGUAUUCCUAUGUCGCCCUCUACAAGUUUUUGCCCCAAGAACAUAAUGACCUGGCUCUGCAGCCCGGAGAUCGGAUCAUGCUUGUGGAUGAUUCUAACGAGGACUGGUGGAAGGGCAAGAUCGGCGACCGAGUCGGCUUCUUCCCAGCCAAUUUUGUGCAGCGGGUGAGGCCAGGAGAGAGUGUAUGGCGGUGCUGCCAGCCAUUUUCUGGGAAUAAGGAACAGGGCUACAUGAGCCUCAAGGAGAGCCAGAUCUGUGUAGGUGUGGGCAGAAGCAAGGAUGCUGAUGGCUUCAUCCGAGUUAGUAGUGGCAAGAAGAGAGGCCUGGUACCUGCCGAUGCUCUGACUGAGAUCUGA
This is a messenger RNA of Gracilinanus agilis (Agile Gracile Mouse Opossum), 1224 nucleotides long. RefSeq names its product SH3 and cysteine rich domain 2 (gene STAC2). The transcript has 11 exons. Gene Ontology annotation, biological process: skeletal muscle contraction; positive regulation of protein localization to plasma membrane; positive regulation of voltage-gated calcium channel activity. Gene Ontology annotation, cellular component: extrinsic component of cytoplasmic side of plasma membrane. NCBI's taxonomy places the organism in Eukaryota, Metazoa, Chordata, Mammalia, Didelphimorphia, Didelphidae. Gene Ontology annotation, molecular function: protein binding. The coding region runs from base 1 to 1224 and encodes 407 amino acids. The record is from RefSeq and is a predicted model, not a curated record.